AUGUUGCGGCGGGGCAUGCUGAGCAGUGCAGCCAGCAGGGACAAAGCGGCGAGCUCCUCUCCCAGACUCGAGCGCGCCGCACCGCCUCAGCUCAAGCGCCAGCAGACUCCAGUUGAGUAUCCGCUGUAUUGGGUGAACGUGCUGCGCGGUCGAGUCACCAAGCGGAUGCUGACCUCACUGAGCGCGGCGCUCACCAGCCAAGAUGACCGCUUCGUGCGGCGGUUCAUCCGAAUGCACGGCAUCGCCUCUCUGUUCGAGGUCCACGAGAACCUGUUCUGGCGGUGCUUCUACGCCAAGACCGGGUCGGCCGCCGUCAACGUCUCGCUCAACAUCGAGAUGAUGCAGGAGUGUGGCCGCUGCGUCGAGAUCAUUCUCGGGCGAUCGGGCGGCAUGCGGGCCUUCAUGAAGGGCAGCAAGAACGUGAUGACGGCUCACGUCGAACAGCUGAUCGUGACGCUCGGCAGCGAAGACCAGGAGGUGCGGCGGUCGGCCCUGGCCUCCCUCCGCUGCGUGCUCAGCCACAUCCAGUCCCUGGAUGAGAAGCUGGCACUCAAGCGCCAGCGAACGGCGGCCAAGCGCCCGCAGCAGGCCAAUGAUGACGUCAGCAAGAGAGAGAAGGCGUCGACGGGCAAGAAGGAGAAGAAGGAAAAGACAAAGAAGAAGGUCCGGGCGAAGAUCGAGAUCAGGGCCAGGGAGAUCGCCCAGAUCGUGUGCGAGGCGCUCGUAUCCCUGCAGAUCCUGCUCGAGGAGGUGAGCCUCUUGAGCGCGAUCGUCCGCGUCAUCAAAGAGGCCAAAGGCGAAACUGCGAUCGAGGUCCAAACGAAUGGACUGUUCUUGAUCAACUUCGAGCUGGCCUUCGCGGAGAAUCGCCAGGAGAGGAACAGACGAAGAAUUGGACUCAUCAUGGCCGGCGUGGAGCAAGUCAUCGAAUCGAUCGAGCAACAGGAAGGAGAAACAAAGCAGCCUCUGCUUGAAGAGGAGAUACGACGAUGGCGAGAAGGAGGGUCUGCGACGUCGGAACAGGAGGACGAGUUCGUGGAGCGACCGAACAACGAGGAGGUGGCGGUGACGCAGAGGAAAGAGAACGCGAAGAAAGAGAAAACGAAGGCGAAGAACGAAAAGAAGAAAGACGGGCGAAAGAAGGAAAAGAGGAUGAACAGCCACCUGGGCGACAGCAUGUACACACCGACAGAAGUCGUCGCCGACGGCGACCGGGCACGCGUUGUCGACGUCUACUCUCUCGUCGACGUAGACCAAGCCUCGGCGUCGGAGGACUCGCGCAGCGGGCGCAGCGCGGAGCUCAGCGAAGACUCUGCAAGCGACACGGACGAGGAGGACCAGGAACCCAACACGCAGCUGCGUGGUGUGCGAGAAUCGGACGUAUACGGACACACGACCGCAGCGGCGACCACGGCAUCGGCCUAUGUCGAAGUAGAGGCGGACGACGGCAACCCACCGAUGACCAGGGAAAAGAAUAGCGCCGAGGGCGCCAUUCCGAGCUCCUAUUACGUCGAGGUCAAUGAAGACGACGAAGGUUGCGAUGACGAAGCCACGCCGCCAAAGAGCGAAGCCAAAAAGAACGAAACGAGAAAUGAAAGCGAAGGUCCCGUCGUGGAGAGGUACGCCGGAGCCGGAGAGAGUCAGAGAACCGAAGUCGAGGUCUAUGAGCAGAGCGAUGACGGAGAAUCGAGCAACUACCAGGAAAUGGACUUCGCGCCCGUCCCGAUGCUGCAGCCGGCCAAGAUGAAAGAGAAGGCGAAAGAAAAGAAAAAGAAGAAGACCAAGUCGCCCAAGUCUUCGCCCGCCCGUCCUUCGCCACUGCCCUUUGCCUCUGGUCGCAGAGCCGCCAUCCAGGAGAGCGUCGACGACGGCGACAUCUACCACUACAUGAAGAAGCAACAGCAAACCAAGGGCUCCAUGAUCGUUCGGCCGCAGGACAGGCAGAGCUACCUGCAGGACCAACGCUCCCUACAAACCCAACACGACCUGCGAGCUCUAGCGCAGCCAAUCAAGAAGGGCGAGCUGUUUAUGUGGAGCGUGCGCGUGAAAGUCGACCCGAAGACCGGCAUCCCAACGCCCCAGACGGUGUUCGAUUCGGUCAACAUCAGCGUCGACGAGAAUCAAGUCACGAUCUCCGACAAGAUCUUGGAUACCUACAGCGCGCAGAGCCUGGCCAAGAUCAGCAAAGUGUCGGAACACUUCCAGUCGUUUGCGGAUGACGACAUGAAACAGAAAUUGAACGACUACUACCAUGCGGCGCCGAUAACGAUGGCCAUCGAGCUGACGGACAUCGUGCGUGUGCGCGAGUUCCGUGCCAACCGCGGUGUCGGCUGGGAGGGCAAGUUCGGCUUCACCAUCAAAUACAAAGCGAACAAGGACAAGAAGCCCGAAAUGGUGAGCCUGGCCACCAACUCCUACGAGGACCAGCAAUGGUGGAUACGCGCCAUCAUCGUCAACCGAGGUAUGUCAAGAGACUGGAAUGAGGAAUUCCAGAUGGUCAUGAAGUCGCACCGCGAAGAACUGCUCACGCCGCGAGGCCGAUUCGUCGACGUCGGCGAGCUGGCACGACAGGACCACUUCGUUUCCGCACCUUUCAACCCCAUCCUCCUCGCUGGCAAGAGCAAGCCCUCGGUCAAGAUCGGCGACCUGGUGCACCAAUUCACGGUCAUUGCCGAAGUGCUGGCGCAAAUCAUCGUCGACGAGCUCCCGCAGCCGGACGCCAAGAAGCUCAUACCGCCGGUCAACCUCGGCGGAGUCGCGGGCGGGGCCAAGUACAUCUCGCACGGCAUCCUCUUCAAGUUCGCCAUCGACUCAGCGCAGCUGUACGGCGGCGACGAGUUCGCCAUGAAGGCCACGCAGCACGAGAUCAAGGGCCUCACGGCCUACAUCAACUACUCGCUCAACUCGCGCUUCCCCAACACCCUCCACUUCCCCUUGAUGACCGUCAUCGACUACAAGGGCUAUCGGCUCAGUGCCACGUCUAUUCUGCCUGUGGGCUCCAACACUAUCGUGUACGGCUCGGCGGACGGGGGCAAGACGCUGCACAACAAGUACAAGGAGAUGAACGCGCUCAUGAAGAAGGCCGGCCGCGCGCUCAACAUCAAAUCCCACUACAUCGUUCCCGUCGUGCCGCCGGAGCUGCUCAAGACCGCGCGCCGGGUGCCCAUCUGCGGGCCUGGCGAUAUCGAGGGCCACCGCGGGAAGGACAAUCGAUUCUACGUACUGGACACGGCCCGCGUUUUUCCUCCCACGACGCCCAUGCCGGGCGUGCGUGGUGGUUUCCUCUUCCAGCUGUUCCGCCCCGAAUUCGUUCGGGGUUACCACCUCCCGCUAUGCUCCGACGCCUUUUCUCGGUGGGGACACGAUCCGAUGAACACGGACGUCUUGCGGGGCCACAACGCUGAAGUGCGGGAAGCCACGAAGCACCUGCUCGACGUUGUGAUCCCUCGGUUUGCUCGCCGACUCGACCGAUUCUUCAGACUCGUCUACGCGCCACUGACCGAACAGCGAAUGUGGCGGCUGGCGGCAGAGGACUCGCGGCUGAUCGUGAUCGACAUGCACCGCGCUGGGAUCAACCUACGAUGCCUCGGCCAUCUGCGCAAGCACGUGACAGAACCUACCCUCCGUCGAUGGCUGCUGAUGGAGAUGGUGUCGCGCGUGCUCAAGAACAAGCUACGGGAGCUCAUGCGGGCGGCGGUGCGGAGCGUGGGGGAGCGGGACACCAAGCGCGUGGUGGGCGCGUUCCUCCAUCGGCUUCUCCACCACCCGCGCUUCUGGCGCCAGGGCUCGUCGUCGGAGCACACCGCCGCCGAGGCUGCGCCCUCGACCGACUCGCACCUCGCGUCCGCCUCUUCCUCUACGAUUCCGUGUCCCGGGCUGCGUGCGGCACUGGACAUCAAGAAGGCCCUGCUGACGCGCUACCCAUGCUCCUUGACACCCGACGAGGAGGGGAAGGAGUGGGACCUGAAGCAGGCGAUGAACCUGGGCGUGGUCUUCGGGCGCGUGACCGCCCUCGCCGGCCUCAAGUUCAGCGAGGAGUUCGAGGCCCGGCUCUGGCGCUGGGUGAACAGCGACGGCGAAGAGGAGGCCGCCUCCGUCGAGGCCACGCAAGACGCCGUUGUCCAAAUCGCACCCUCGAUUUCGCAGCUGCCGCUGGUGUCCCUCUUCAACGCCAAGAAGGCAGAGCGACACGCCGAGCGAUCAUUUGCCAGCAUCAAGAAGCACCAGGAGAUCUACCUGAACCGGGCGAGGGACGAGUACCUUGCCGGCCUGGCCAUGAAAUCGGACGACUGCGACAUACUGCUCAAGCUGGCCUCUGUUCUCGACCGGUUGGCCGAGGUCGUGAAGGAGCGCCUGCCCGAGUACAGACGGCAGGGCGAAGAACAGGAGAGCGAAGCCGUGGUCCGCAUCGAACGACUCCGUCGCUUGGCCGAACGCCAGUACCAGGAAGCUCUGCGGAUUGACUCAACGCAAGCCGACGUGCUGGCCGAAUACGCCGCCUACUUGUCCCGAGACCCGGACCGUGCCCAAGAAGCUGUCGAGGCCAAUCCGUUCAAUCAGGACCUGGAGAAGAAGCACAAGGCCUUCAUCGAGCAGCGCGUCCAGCAGCUCAAUGCGCGCCAGCAGCAGGAACAAGACAACAACGGCGUGCCCGCGGCCCGCGGAAGCGGCGGGAGUCUGGCCACGAGCGGCGGCGAGAAGUCGAUGAUGCGCCUCGUGCGGCGCUCGCGACGGCUGACCGUGGGCACGUUCAAGGGAGUGACCACCAUCAGUGGCAAGGGACUCGCCACCUCGUCCUCCCUGCUGCGCAUGGACGACUCCUCAUCGGUUGCCGGAAGCGACGUCUUCAUCUCCGCGCCGCAGCUCAAGCGAGACCAACCACAAUCGCAUCAUCAACCACAACAGAAGCAAGACGAGGGCAAAGAAGAAGAUGAAGAAGAUGCAGAAGCCGAGAAGGCCGGCCUUAGGAACCAGCUGUCUCAGUCAGGCGGCGCGAUUGGGAGCCAGGUGUCGCCCAGAGGCACCAGUGACGAUUCUGAUGAGGAGCGGCGCGGUGCGGCGUCGAGGACCUCGCCCAAGCGGCGAUCGCUUUCGUCGUCAGCGAGCGGCUUGCUCAGUGGCUUGCGCCCGGGCUUCGGCCAGGUGUCGAAGAACCGCAAAACCAAAAAGAAACAGAAACAGAAAACCUGA
Molecule: messenger RNA, 5190 nt
Organism: Acanthamoeba castellanii str. Neff
Lineage: Eukaryota; Discosea; Longamoebia; Acanthamoebidae
Exons: 24
Coding region: 1-5190 (1729 amino acids)
Biological process (GO): intracellular distribution of mitochondria
Cellular component (GO): cytoplasm
Molecular function (GO): mRNA binding
Source: RefSeq, a predicted model, not a curated record